AUGAAUUACACUGUAAAUAAUUUAGGAAAUACACAAAGAAAUUCCAUGCAACUUAAAGAUUCUGAUAACGAUUUAUAUAAAAAUGUCAAUUUUGAUAACAUCAAUACUGAUUCAUUAAAUUUAAUUUCAAAGAGAACUACUCCAAUAAGAUCCAAAUCUCGUUUAUUGAAUAAAUUAAUCAAUAAAAGGAAACGUGAAACCAUGCAGUUACGUAAUCCUAGAAAGAAAACUAAUAAUAAAACAAAAACUGGUCAUUCAGAUUUCUUGGGUGUGGAUUCGAAUAUGUACGAUACUCAUAAUUCAGAGAACCAUACAAUUACUACUGAUAUAUUACCUCCAGUUACAGAUGAAGAAUUACAAGAGUUACGUUUAAAUAUUAAUCAGCGUGAAAGACAAAGAAUGCAUGAUUUAAAUUUAGCCAUGGAUGGAUUGAGGUCUGUGUUACCAUACACACAAAAUUCAUCUAUGAGAAAAUUAUCUAAGAUUGCAACAUUAUUGUUGGCAAGGAAUUACAUCCUUCUUCUUACAAAAAGCUUAAAUGAACUACAAGAAAAGUUAGAUAUUCUAUCGAAAAGCCCUUCAGUAUGUCAAUAUGAAUCCAUAAAACCAACUAAUCCUACUGAAUAUCCAAAGCCAACUGUUUCUACUGAUUCAAUAAAAUAUUUACCGAUAGUAUCUUCAGUAAACUCCUCACUAUUUUCAUUAUCAUCACCAAUCCUCUCGUCAUCAGUAGCAAAAUCAACUACUUUGUCGCCUUGUUCUUCAACUUCAUUCAUUUAUCCAACAUCAACUAUUUCAAUGUUACAGUCAGUAACCAAUUCAUCUUUGUUUGUACCAUCUAGGAAUCAUCAGUACAGACACAAAAGUGAUGAACAAACUGGUCAGAUUUCUAUGCCUAUACAAGAUGAUAAUGAUAAAAUUAAUAUUGUAUCCAGCAAUUCUAUUUAUUCAUCACUAAAACCAUUAUUUUCAUUUCUUGAUCCUAAUUUAAUGAAUAAUUUAAUAAAUGAUUAUUCUUAUAAUAAAAACAAUACCAUUCUCUUUGAUAAUCAUCUUAGUAACAAUCCAUGUAGCAACAAUCAUAAUGAUUUAAUACUUGACAAUCAAAGUACACAUUUCAAGCAUUUUGAUUCACCUUCUCAUACUAUUUUAUCUAAUUAUUUAUCUAUAGAAAAAUUCAUUCCAUUCAAUACAAUGAAUAAUCACUUAAUAGAUCCUCAAUUAAAUUCAAUAUUUAGAUUAAAUUUUAUACCUUCAUCAAGUAUUUACUCAUCAUCUCAACAUACUAUAUAA
This is a messenger RNA of Schistosoma mattheei, 1293 nucleotides long. The record is from the annotation of a GenBank genome assembly. Lineage: Eukaryota; Metazoa; Platyhelminthes; Trematoda; Strigeidida; Schistosomatidae.